UCGUUAUUAGUAUUAAGAAUGAUAGCAUCAAAGGAUGUUGUGAAUGUGAAACAUGGAGACACGAGAUCGGAGGGAAGUGAUCGCUUUCCUCGAAUAGUAAUUAUAAUAAUAAUGGCUGAGUUCUGCGAACGAUUUUCCUACUCUGGUAUGAAAGCUUUCCUCACGUUAUACCUGCGCAGUAAACUCGGAUAUUCGGAUGAAAGUGCAACGGAAAUUUAUCACGUAUUUAGUACAUUCGUAUACUUUUUCCCGAUCCUCGGCGGAAUAAUUGCGGAUAACUAUCUCGGUAAAUUUCGGACAAUCCUCUACUUGAUGUUCGUCUACGCGGGUGGGAAUAUUUUGGUCGCUAUAACUGCAAUACCUUACCUUGAAAUACCGAAAAGAUUAUGUACAUUACUCGGCCUAUUUCUAAUAACAUUAGGUACUGGAGGUAUAAAGCCAUGCGUUACCGCUUUCGGAGGUGACCAGUUCAUCCUCCCACAGCAAGAGAAAAAACUUGCGUUGUACUUCAGUAUAUUAUAUUUUAAUAUAUGCACUGGAAGUUUGAUCUCUAAAACGGUGUCUCCUAUAUUAAGAUCAGAUGUCCGUUGUUUUGGCGAUAAGGACUGUUAUUCCUUGGCGUUUGGCGCUCCAGGUGUGAUCGUGUUGGUUUCCAUUGUGAUUUUUGUCAGUGCUAAGAAUAAAUACGUCAUGAAGAAACCGGAAGGGAACCUGUUGUUCGACUUUGUUAAAUGCGUUUCAUUGGGACUUAAAAACGCUCUAAUAAAAGGUAAAACUGAGAAACAUUCUCAUUGGUUGGACAGCACGCAACACAGAUAUGACAAGCGUUACAUAAGGGACGUGAAGAAAACUCUAUCAAUACUGACGUUGUUCACUGUAUUGCCGGUUUUUUGGGCGCUGCUUGAUCAAUUGGGUUCAAGAUGGACGCUUCAGGCUACUAAGAUGGAUGGUCGCCUUGGCUUCGUGACAAUCAAGCCGGACCAAUUACAAGUGCUGGGUCCUAUAUGCAUACUUAUAAUAAUACCACUAUCACAAAAGUACAUCUACCCUUAUUUAGAAAAACGUAAUAUUUUAACAAAUCCGCUUCACAAACUGACAUUGGGAGGUGUUCUAGCUGGCGUCGCGUUCAUUGCCUCUGCUCUCGUCGAGAUUUAUAUCAAGACUACGUACCCAGAAUUACCUCAACUUGGUUAUUCUCAAUUACGUAUAUUCAAUGGCAAUCCCUGUUCUAUAUCCAUACACAGUGAUCAACAAGGAAUCAUUUAUAACAUUCCAUCUCUAUCGCACUAUACAAAUAAACACAUGCGAGUUAAAGGGACAGAAGAUAUACGACUCGGCUUAAGUGGUGAUUGUAUUGAGAACAGGGAUGAAAUAUUCACAUUGAACGAGAAUAAAGCGAUAUCUUUCUUUGUAAAUGGUAACAAUAUGGUUAGAUUCAAUGAAAAUGUGGAUAAAAGCAAAUCUGGGUUGCCGUUUGUUAGAUUUCUCGUUUCUGAUCGAGUUGAUUUAACAAACGUAACUCUCUUCAAUGAGAAGCGUAAUGAAAUUGAAGCGUACAUUUACGCUGGUGUGAGCGUACAAAUGGAAGUGUUUAUGUCAGUGUACUCUGUACGCGUUAGAGAUAAAGUGGUGAUGAAUGGGAUGUCGAUGGACAAUGGCGGUGUUUAUAAUGUGAUGAUUGACAAGAACGGUACCAGUGAUUAUAUAGCAAAAAUAAUAGCGAUAACGGAACCGAACUCCAUAACAAUGGCGCUAUUGUUACCUCAGUUCCUGAUCAUAUCAAUUGCUGAGGUGUUAUUCGCGGUGACGGGUAACGAAUUCGCGUUCAAUGAGGCGCCGGAGAGCAUGAAGGCGGUGAUGACAGCCGUUUGGUUGUUGACAGAAGCGGCUGGAAAUGUUAUAAUAAUCAUUAUAACAAGACUCUUCAUUAAUUAUAAGCAGGAAACACAAUCCUUUAUUUUCACUGGGAUGAUGUUCACUUCGAUAGCAGUAUUCCACUUCAUGUCGCGUAACUAUCAGUUCGGCUUCACGGACGAGGUAGUGAGGAAAGAACGUAGAAGUGACAGUGAAGUGUUGUACCAACAAGUGAAGCAAGCUGAAGACUGUUUAGAACAUUGAUUGUCCUUAUUUAUUGAAAUUAUGACAUAUGUAAAUAUAUUUUUUAAUUAUAUUAUCAUUGUAUUAUUUCUUUAUUAAUAUAUAACUUUU
This is a messenger RNA of Nymphalis io (European peacock), 2208 nucleotides long. Its product is annotated as peptide transporter family 1-like. Bases 19 to 2118 code for a protein of 699 amino acids. Gene Ontology annotation, biological process: transmembrane transport. Lineage: Eukaryota; Metazoa; Arthropoda; Insecta; Lepidoptera; Nymphalidae. The record is from RefSeq and is a predicted model, not a curated record. Gene Ontology annotation, cellular component: membrane. Gene Ontology annotation, molecular function: dipeptide transmembrane transporter activity. The transcript has 14 exons.